Naegleria gruberi is the source of this 1062-nucleotide messenger RNA. RefSeq lists its product as uncharacterized. The coding region runs from base 1 to 1062 and encodes 353 amino acids. Gene Ontology annotation, molecular function: ubiquitin protein ligase activity. Lineage: Eukaryota; Heterolobosea; Eutetramitea; Acrasida; Naegleriidae. Gene Ontology annotation, biological process: protein polyubiquitination; proteasome-mediated ubiquitin-dependent protein catabolic process. The record is from RefSeq and is a predicted model, not a curated record. The transcript has a single exon.
AUGUCGACAAACUUGAUAACUAACCUUGGAUGUGUUGUGGUGCAACUUGUCGAUUUUGUUACUUCUGAUCGGAUGUAUCUUCUUGAUCACGUUUCAAAAAUUGACGAUUCGGAGCAGGAUUUAGAGCACACACGACCAUUAUUUAGAUUUCUUCAAUCAAAGAUGAGAAAAUAUGCAAAAUAUGUUGGAUUUGAUUAUCAACGUUUUGAUGCAAAUGUUGGAAAAUUGAAUGGAGACAACAUGUCCUAUCCAUUGGAUGUUAAAAUUUCAACUGAUUAUCAGUGUAUUUUGGUUUGUGAUCAAUUGAAGAAUAGAAUUGUUGUAUUUGAUUAUAAUACCUUAAAACAAAAGAAAGUAAUUGAUUGGCAUUCUGAUUCUGUUCGACCAAGAUAUAUGGCCAUUGAGAUUAUUGAUUCUAGAGAAUUGUACUUGUAUUUUACCAACACAAAAUUUGGAGUUGUAAAAUGUAAAUUGUCUACAUUGUUGUGUGAUUCGAAAGAUAAAUUUGCAGUUCCAGAUAUAAAGGAAUGGACAAGAAAAGUAACUGAUCCACAGGGAUUAACCAUAAAAUAUAGACCAUACAAUCAGAAUCUGAUAUUGGUUUGUGAGAAGACUGAGAAACAAAUUCAAUUUUUGGAUUCGAAUACUGGUUCAGUUUUGAGAAGCAUAAGCCUUGCCUCGGAUUUACUUGGUCCUUGGUCAAUAUCAUUCAAUAGCUUGGGAGAUUUAAUUAUUGGAGAUUGUGAUAAAAGAAAGAUAUUUGUGUUGAGACAAGAUGGUGACUCUUACACAGUAGUGAAUUCGUUUGGAACAUUUAAGGAUAUUUAUGGCUUGUCAAUCGACUACUCUAAUGAUUAUAUAUAUGCAUCUGAUUUUGCCAAUGCCAUUCAAGUGUUCACCCCAACAGGAGAACUCGUCAAGAAAAUUACUCAUGGCUCAAUAAUUAAUCCAAUUGGUAUUCAUAUAGACAAUAAGGGAGGAAGAUUACUCUUUUCUGAUUACUCCUCGAUGCAUUUGGUUUGCCUAGCUAGUCCUGGCUCCUUUGAUACUACUAAUCAAUAG